UUUCUCACGAUACCGAUACCGACACGACGCUUGAGAAUAGUUUUUUGUACAAAAAAGUCGUAAUUUAUUAGUAUUAAACCGAGCGCCUUGUCUUAUUCAAGUGUUUAAAGCAAAGUUCAUAUAAUGGGUCGUAAAAAGAAGAAGGCCUCCAAACCCUGGUGCUGGUACUGCAAUCGCGAGUUUGACGAUGAGAAAAUUCUCGUGCAGCAUCAGAAGGCGAAACACUUCAAGUGUCAUAUAUGCCACAAGAAGCUGUACACGGGUCCGGGCCUCUCCAUACAUUGCAUGCAGGUGCAUAAGGAAACUGUGGAUAAAGUGCCAAACUCGCUGCCCAAUCGCUCAAACAUUGAAAUUGAGAUAUUUGGCAUGGACGGCAUUCCAGCGGAGGAUUUGCGUGAUCAUGAGCGUCAGAAGAAUGGCGGCAAAUCCGACUCGGAUGAUGAUGAGCCGGCGGCCAAGAAGAAAGUUGAAUAUCCCAUGUCUGUGCCGCCGCCCAUGAUGAUGCCACCCAAUAUGAUGCCGCCACAUAUGUUGGGUCAGUAUGGCAUGGGCAUGAUGCAGCAUAUGCCGCCAUUGCCUCCAUACCCGAUGCCAAUGAUGCCGCACAUGAUGCCGCCGCGACCCAUAUUCCCAGCAGCAAUGGCAACCACCUCAGCGGCAGCUGCCGCAGCAGCCGUGCAUCAUCAUCAGCAACAACAGCAGCAGCAACAUGCCGCUGCCAUGGCCCAGCAGAAACCCACGUUUCCGGCAUACAGCAACGCCACCAUAAGUGCUCCACCAACCACCAAUAGUGCUGGUGUAGGCGGCGGGGCGGCGUCAAACGCUGCACCCGCGCUUGCACCCGAUCCACACAAUCAGGGACGCCCGCCAAAUGUGCCCAAUGCGAGCAGCAGUGGCGGCGGCGGUGGCAGCGUUGUAGCCGCAGUUAGCACAAAGAUAAUGCAUCCGGCGGAGGAUGCCAGCCUGGAGGAGUUGCGCGCACGACAGCCAAAGUAUCAGGCGCGUGUAGCUGCCGGAUUGGUUGCAGCCGCUGCAGCGCCCAAAAACAGCAGUCCAACCACGAAUAACAAUGGUAGUGGUGUUACUGGUAUUGUUGGCAUUGGUGGCAUCGGUGGUGGAAGCGGAGGCAGCGCUGCCUCAUCAAUGCCUUCAACGCCGCCACCGCCCUCACUGUCCGGCAUAUCGCCAACGGGCAGCUCUGCCGCCGCGAACGCAAUCGCUGUCAGCACGGCCAUCUCCAAGGCACAGGAAACCGCCGCCCUGGUGGCCGUGGCGCAGGCGCACGCGCACGCACAGGCUGCUCAGGUGGCACAGGUACAGGCCGCGCACGCGCACCACAUGCAGGCCCAGGUGCAGGCGGCUCAGGUGGCUCAAGCCGUCGCUGUGCACCAGCAUCAGCAGGCUCAGGCGCAGCAACAACAACAGCAGCAACAACAACAGCAGCAACAACAACAACAGCAGCAGCAGCAACACCAGCAGCAGCAGCAGCAACAACAACAGGCGGCCCAACAACAGCAGCAGCAACAGGUCAAGCAACUGGAAGAUCUCAAUCGUGCUGUGAUGCUGCAACAACUGCAGGUGGUGCGUCAAUCGGGCAAUCCUGGCGCAGCUGCAGCAGCGGCUGCUGCCGCUGCCGCGGGGCUGGGCAUGGUAAGUGUUAAACUGCGGCCAGAGCUCUGUACAGCGCUCGCUGCCAACAACGACAUCUUUUCCAAUUUGACUAAAAUCCUUGAAUGCUGUAUCUCUCAAUUUUCUCAAAGAAACAAAAAAGAACUACUUUUAACUUGUUCUCUAUAAGGGUGACAACUAUUAUGCCCAACCAUACAGAAUGUUCGGGUCUAGCCACUUUUGCUGUAGCGGCUCGUGUCGAUAUAUACCAUUUUUUUGACCGCCCCAGUGUAGAGCUCACCAUCAUCAUCAUCCCAGUUCAUUUGCAAUUCAUUUAGAUAUAGACGAGUCAUUAAAAUCUGAGCUUUAUACAAGGGUUGUAUACGAAUGAGAACUGAUCGACAAUUGUUAUCGUUAUAAAACCGUUUGCCUUUAAAGAUAACUCCAAUUACAUUUGACAUAAAUCGCUUUAUUAUUUAACAACUUUUAA
This is a messenger RNA of Drosophila novamexicana, 2098 nucleotides long. RefSeq names its product BUB3-interacting and GLEBS motif-containing protein ZNF207-like. Bases 124 to 1797 code for a protein of 557 amino acids. Lineage: Eukaryota; Metazoa; Arthropoda; Insecta; Diptera; Drosophilidae. Gene Ontology annotation, molecular function: DNA binding. The transcript is spliced from 6 exons. The record is from RefSeq and is a predicted model, not a curated record. Gene Ontology annotation, cellular component: nucleus.